Linnemannia hyalina is the source of this 603-nucleotide messenger RNA. Lineage: Eukaryota; Fungi; Mortierellomycota; Mortierellomycetes; Mortierellales; Mortierellaceae. The record is from the annotation of a GenBank genome assembly.
AUGCUCAGAACUAGCAAGGCGCCUUUACUCGCCUCAAGGUCUCUCCAGUUACUGGUCCACAAACAAACGCUCGAGAUUGAAUCCGUUCUCAACCAAUUGUAUGAUACCCUCGAUACCUUCAAGAAGACCGUCCAGGCCAUGGUCGCACUCGAACGACAAAUCGAGUCUACUAUCCAACGCAUCGAUACCUCCAAGCUCCUCGAGACCAUCCACCUCCCUUCCUCUUCCUCUUCCUCAUUGUCCUUGUCGUCAUCACCCCAAACAUCUCAGCAAUCAUCAUCAACAGCUGCAGCCAUAACCCCACCCAAGGGAUCAACAAGGGCGAAAUUCUCAUCUGGACCAAGUCUGCUUGAGACUGCAGAAAUUUCCCCGCUGGAAGUAUUGGAUUGGGUCUCGAGGAUCCGGGCCAUGUACGGUCAAGAGCUUAGUCUGAAGGAGUCUCAGAUCCAUCCGGGGAUGGUUGCCCUGGAACGAUUCGAGUCCCUGCAGGACCUGCAACGGAGUUGGGGACUGCAGCGUCGGAUUGAUUUCGGGCUUGAGCAGGAGAUUGUUGAGCGGAUCAAGGCGUACAAACGCGUACGCGAGUUCUCAUCCCGGAAGUGA